Protopolystoma xenopodis is the source of this 1737-nucleotide messenger RNA. The record is from the annotation of a GenBank genome assembly. NCBI's taxonomy places the organism in Eukaryota, Metazoa, Platyhelminthes, Monogenea, Polystomatidea, Polystomatidae.
AUGGCUAGUGCUGCAAAAGAAACCGUGUGUGGGCGGAUAAACAGGAGACGCCGACAGAGAAGCGACAACACCAACGUCCACUCGCCUCUGGUGCCUAGACUCGAGUCCGAGAUCGUCGACUCUUCGCUUUGUGUGUCCGUCUCCAUUGAGGCGACCAACACAGGCCAAUACAAUUUUGGGCGACAACGUGCAGUCGGCCGGUGUGAUAUUCGGCCCCUAGCGCCAACUUUCGCGUCGACCAGCAGUAGCCUGAAUCUGGUGUAUCCGUCUACAGCCGGUCGGCUCGACCAAUCCACGAACGUGAUCGUCCCCAUCUCGCCCGCGAUCGUCGAGUCGUCAGCACUUCGAGACCAUCACGUCUGUCCGUCUCACAACUCCUGUAGACACACCCAAAGGGAGUGGCCAAGCCUAAGGGGCCGUUGUCAAGUAGGAAAAGACGAGCAGCAGCAGGAAGAGGAGAGGCUGAGGGACAUACGAGGAGGACACACCUUGCUCUACCCUCCGGAGCCUGGAUCAGUGAGAUUGGAAGGUAGCCAGGCAACACUGGGAGAAAAGGGGGUGGGUCAAGGAGUGAGGGAAGAGGUGGAGGAGGCGGAGGAGGAGGAGGAGGAGGAAGAGGAGGAAGAGGGGGAGGAGGAGGAGGAGUUAACAUACGACUCGGACAGACCAUAUAGUCCUACUGUUUCUUCGCUCGGCCAGCAGAGCCUCACUUUGGGUCGGAGAAACUCGGUCACACUCCUCAACUCCAGUGAAGCCGGUGCCAACCAAUUCGCCCAGUUUACUUGCCUUGGCGGCGGUGGUGGCGGAAGCCGCCCUCUCGUCAACCGCGAUCUGCCAUCGUCAGAGAGGAAGACGAACCAACCAUUCGAAAGUCCACCUGAUCGGACCAUCUUAACUGCUUGUACCCGUCCGGCCGGUAGCCGUCGUCGUCUCGCAUCGGCCCUCGGCUCGAGCCCGUUUCCGGCACCAGCGCCGUCGCUGUCGCCGCCGCUUGCCUUGACCGGCCUCGUCUAUCUUCCCCUCGACGAAGAGGCUGCAAAGUCGACAACACUCAAACAGAAGUCGGCCGCCAACUUCAAUUCAAACUCGAGCUCCGACUCGCGAGCAGUCGAGCGGUUUGAGUCUACGCCGCGACCUGCUGAGGACUUAAGGGACGCCAGAGAGGCGAUUCAAGGGCAGACAGUUCUGCAGGGCUCGGAGCAGAAGAAGCAGGAGGAGGUGGAGGAGGAAGAAGAGUCGAAUUCGACAAAGAGCAACAACACGGACAAAUCGGAUCUGUCGAAGGGCAGCCUUGAAGAGCGACUGAUCAGUCAGACUUCACAAAAGGUAGUCGAGUUGAUCGGAACCCCCAACUACCUGUUGCCCUAUCUGGACGUGGAGACCGAGAGGGAGUUGGGCGAAGUGCGUCUCUCGGAGCUGCCAAGAGACUUUCUGCUCGAGCCUCACCUCCAAUUGACCGGGCCGCUUGGCUCGUUCAUUUCAGAGCCGCAAUCGGCCAUUCGGUACCGCUCGUCGACGACUCACGACCAAGCCUCAGACACGUUUGCGCUUGGAGCCACAAAAGACAACAGCUCCAGCCUCGACGGUCACCUGCACCGUUCCAUCAGCCCCUCGGACUCGACCUCCACCUCGGGCUUCCUUUCGCUAGCCGGACUCGCCUACGCACGUGCCACCCUCGUACUGGGCGCCGAAGGAAUCGAACCCACAACUACCGUCACAAGCACAAGCACAAGCAUA